Messenger RNA from Cavenderia fasciculata, 960 nucleotides. RefSeq lists its product as uncharacterized. Lineage: Eukaryota; Evosea; Eumycetozoa; Acytosteliales; Cavenderiaceae. The transcript has 2 exons. The coding region runs from base 1 to 960 and encodes 319 amino acids. The record is from RefSeq and is a predicted model, not a curated record.
AUGGUAGUAGGGAGGGGUGGUGAUGUUGGAGGAGAAGAAAUGUCAUCAUCCCAACCUUUAGGAAUUAUUAAUACGAUUGUGUCUUCUCAAUCAAAUCCUCUCGAUAAUGUUGCAUCAAUUACGGGAACUGUUGAUUCUUCAACAAAUCAACAACCUCAACUCCAACCUAAGCAACCCUCUUCUCCUUUAUUCCAAUUAUCAACACUUCGAAAUACGAAUACCCCCUCCUCGAUUACUCAACGCCAACGAGUAGCGUCUGUCGGCGGUGCAGCUGGAAAGGAAUCUAAAAUUCCCCGCUCACCCAAAACCAAACGAUCGUCCCAACUUCAAACAUCGUCAAUCUCAACUCCUCCUCCUCCUCCUCUCUCAACAACUCAUCCUCUUCCAAUCUCAACAAGCAACUCUGGUUGUCCAAGCAGCUCAUUGCAAUCGAUCCCUUUCCCAGAGGAUCAACCACCCUCUUUCCAAUUAACUGAUCAACUAGAAAGAGAGAGAGCAGCUGAACAGCUAGCAGCGGCUGAACUAGCAGCGGCUGAACUAGCAGCAGCUGAACAGCUAGCACCUGAACAAGCAGCAGCUGAACUAGCAGCAGAUGAACGAGCAGCAGCUGAACAGCUAGCAGCAGCUCAACUAGCAGCAUCUGAACGAGCAGCAGCUGAACAACUAGCAGCCGAACAACUGGUAGCUGAACUUGUAGCCCAACUAGUGGCCCGACUAGUGGCCCAACUAGUAACCAGACUAGUAGCCCCUAGUAGUAGAGCAGCUGAACUACUAGCCCAACUAGUCGCUGAACUAAUAACUCGUCUAAUUGUCCGACUAGUGGCUCAUAGUAGAGUAGCCCUACUAUUAGCCAGACUAUUAGCCCAACCAUUAGCCCUAGUAGCUCCUAGUAGAGAACUACUAGACCAACUAGUAGAUGAACUAGUAACCCGUCUACUGGCCCAACUCGCAUGGCAGUGA